AUGGGAAACGUGCGCACGGCUUUUGCUAUCUCAGCGUUGGCUGCUGCAGCCGCGCAGGUGCAGGCUCAAGACCUUAACCAGACAAUUGUUGGCUGUGUCGACGUCGAGUGCCCUGUCAGCAGUACGAGCAAUGUAGAUGAUAAUUGCACCGUAGCAGAUACCGGCUCAUUUAUCUAUGUCGGACUAACACGUGUGCCAACUGACAACGACGCUCUCUCGGGUUUGUCAUGGUCCAAGGGCUUCAACGUCGGCUCGUCUGACAACAAACGGGAGUUUCAGAGCACAUUCUACCUGGGCACACCACCGGACUUACAAUUGGAUAAUUCAACGGGUGCAUGCGCUGUUUUCCUGCACGGCGCAUCUAGGAAUCUGGCUUUCCCCGGCGAUAACCACGAGACUGCGCAGGGCACAUGCGCGGAUGCCAUGGGCUCUUCAUGCGUUGAUGCGCUGGUCUCCCGGGCUAGGACUUUGGUAAACGGAUAUAACAGUGGCAGCGAGAGACUCUCUGUCUCGGAGGCUUGCUCGAGACUGCAGAGCGAUUUGGAAGAUAGUAAAGACGAAGCUUGUGCUCGGAUCUCGGAGGGGCAUUGGAGUAAUUUUACCAGCGCCGCUUUAACUGGUGAGGAUGCAUCACAACCCAUCAGUCAGCAGCAAAACUCAUCUUCAACCUGCUGGCCUGUCAUCCCAAAGCAGGAUGAUCUCACCCUAGUUAGCCAGUAUAACUACACAGGAGAUACCACCUUUAAUGAUCUAGAAAAGGCUAUGUGGGCUAUUACACCCAUAAUCACGGUCUUCUACUCGGCAGGUAACGGAAGUCUAGUUACUGAGACUGAAGCUUCUAUGUCUUGUAUCAAAGUUGUCGGACCCCCUAGAGCGUCUCUGUCUACUAUAAAUAAUGGUUCCAGCGAUGAUGACGGUAACGGUGCUGUUGGCCUGUCGUCAUCUCAGUCGAUGUUAUCAGCUGCGUUGCUUGCAGCCGUUGCUGCAUUUUUCAUUGGGAUCUAG
Daldinia childiae is the source of this 1005-nucleotide messenger RNA. RefSeq lists its product as uncharacterized. The transcript has 3 exons. The coding region runs from base 1 to 1005 and encodes 334 amino acids. NCBI's taxonomy places the organism in Eukaryota, Fungi, Ascomycota, Sordariomycetes, Xylariales, Hypoxylaceae. The record is from RefSeq and is a predicted model, not a curated record.